This is a messenger RNA of Drosophila ananassae, 1187 nucleotides long. RefSeq names its product serine/threonine-protein phosphatase alpha-1 isoform. Gene Ontology annotation, molecular function: protein serine/threonine phosphatase activity. The record is from RefSeq and is a predicted model, not a curated record. Bases 135 to 929 code for a protein of 264 amino acids. Gene Ontology annotation, cellular component: cytoplasm; nucleus. NCBI's taxonomy places the organism in Eukaryota, Metazoa, Arthropoda, Insecta, Diptera, Drosophilidae. The transcript is spliced from 2 exons.
GCUCUGUUUGGAGUGUCAACAUACUUUGACUGGGUAUUAUUUCAAUUUCAAAUGUGUGUAGCCGAAAGCUAUUAUUCUUCUUAAGUAACAAAAUUUAGUUUUUGGUCACUUAAUUGGCACAAAAAUCCCGCAAAAUGUCGCAGCAAAUGACGACCGUAACAGAUGUUAAUAAUAUUGACCAACUCAUCCUACGAAUUAUCGAUACACGACGUCUGAAGCAGCUCAAUCUGACAGAGACAGACAUCCGGCUGCUUUGUAACCGUUCGAGGGAAGUUUUCAUGUCCCAGCCAAUGCUUCUUGAACUCUCGGCGCCCGUCAAGAUUUGCGGCGAUAUACACGGGCAAUUCACGGAUCUUCUGCGCCUUUUUGACUAUGGAGGAUAUCCGCCUGCCUCCAAUUACUUGUUCCUUGGCGAUUACGUGGACCGAGGCAAGCAAUCUAUCGAGACAAUGUGCCUUUUACUUGCUUAUAAGAUAAAGUAUCCGGAAAAUUUUUUUUUACUACGCGGAAACCAUGAAUCUGCCGGAAUUAACCGUAUAUAUGGAUUUUACGAUGAAUGUAAACGUCGGUAUACAAUCAAGCUUUGGCGUACAUUUGUCGACUGCUACAGCUGUAUGCCUGUUUCGGCCAUUGUAGAUGAAAAAAUUUUUUGCUGCCAUGGUGGACUUAGUCCUGAUCUUCUGAAUAUGAACCAAAUUGGACAACUGGCAAGACCUUGUGAUGUUCCUGAUAAAGGACUACUUUGCGACCUUUUAUGGUCGGACCCAGAUCCAAAGAUUAUGGGCUGGAGCGAUAAUGAUCGAGGUGUGAGCGUGACUUUUGGUGCAGAUAUUGUGGGAAAGUUCGUGCAUCGCCACAAGUUCGACCUCAUUUGUCGCGCUCAUCAGCACCGAAUUACUGUGGUGAAUUUGACAACGCGGGCGCUAUGAUGUCUGUGGAUGAGACUCUUAUGUGCUCUUUUUACGUUCUUAAGCCAUCUAAGAAGCCUGGCUUACGUAAAAUUCACUCUAAGAGCUGAUGUGGGAUCAAACGAAUUUACUAUUGGAAACGAUCUACGAUUUCAGUAACGAUAAUAUUUGGACUGAGCUUAUUUUUUGUGCUCCUCUUUGUUUAGAUGUAAAGGUGUUUGUAUGAGCUGCGUGACAUAAAAAUUAGACGUUUUUUCUUAUUGGCGAAAUUUUUGAAAA